Sciurus carolinensis (gray squirrel) is the source of this 1497-nucleotide messenger RNA. Its product is annotated as mas-related G-protein coupled receptor member X1-like. Gene Ontology annotation, biological process: G protein-coupled receptor signaling pathway. Lineage: Eukaryota; Metazoa; Chordata; Mammalia; Rodentia; Sciuridae. The record is from RefSeq and is a predicted model, not a curated record. Bases 257 to 1294 code for a protein of 345 amino acids. Gene Ontology annotation, molecular function: G protein-coupled receptor activity. The transcript is spliced from 3 exons. Gene Ontology annotation, cellular component: membrane.
UUUAGCAACUGUCAAUCCCAGAGGAUCUUCCCUUCAACACGGGCCAGCUUGCCACAUCCAGCAAGAAUGGAGGAAAGGUCUCUGCACAGGAAACCACUGGGCUGUCCAGCAUCUCGAUAAGACUCUUGCAGGCACCAAACUUCCCUCUAGUUCCAGGAGGCACUUCUUCUAGAGGCAGAGAGGUAUCCUUCAGCAACUGUCAAUCCAGAGGCUCUUCCCUUCAACACAGGCCAGCUUGCCACAUCCAUCAGGAAGAAUGGAGGAAAGGGGCACCAGGGCAGAGAUGGAGAGCCUGGAUCCAACCAUCACAACAGUCUGGAGGACGGAAGCCACGCCAACCAAUGGAAGUUACCAGCAUUACCAACACCUUCCUCCAAUUUGCAACAGGAAUAACCUUAUUCCAACAGUGUUGGCCCUCAUCAUUUCCCUGGUCGGACUGGCAGGAAACGCAGCUGUGCUCUGGCUCCUGGGCUUCCGCAUGCGCAGGAACGCCUUCUCUGUCUACAUCCUAAACCUGGCUGCCUCCGACUUCCUGUUUCUCUGCUUCCAAAUCACUGAUUUCCUGGUGGACAUCAUCAAAAUGUUCCUUCCCUUCUCUGUCCCUACAUAUGGCAUCUUUCGAACUGGGGGAAUCAUUUCCUACAUCGCAGGCCUGAGCAUACUCAGUGCUAUUAGCACCGAGCGCUGCCUGUCAGUCCUGUGGCCCGUCUGGUACAGGUGUCGCCGCCCUAGACACAUGUCAGCUGUCAUGUGUGCCCUACUCUGGACCCUGUCCAUGUUUUGGGGCAUCCUGGACAUGGUCUAUUGUUCUACUCUGAUUAUCGAUAGUGAAGUUGAUUGGUGUAUAAAAGUUGAUUUAAUCAUAACUGCAUGGCUGAUUUUUUUAUUUGUGACUUUCUCAGGGUCCAGCCUGGCCCUGCUAGGGAGAAUCCUGUGUGGCCUCCGGCAUAAAACACUGACCAGGCUGUAUGUGACCAUCCUGCUGACAGUGCUAGUUUUUCUCCUCUGUGACCUGCCUUUUGGCAUCUAUUUGUUUCUGUCAGACUGGAUUUCAAUUGAUUUUGAUGCAUUCACUUGUCUUUAUAUGGUUUCAGUUGUCUUUUCUUGUGUUAACAGUUGUGCCAACCCCAUCAUUUACUUCUUCGUUGGCUCCUUUAGGCAGCAGUUGCAGUCACGGAACCUCAAGCUGGUGCUUGAGCAGGCUCUGCAGGACACUCCUGAAGAGGAGGAGUGUGGAGGCAGCCUUCCUCAGACAACCCUGGAGAUGUCAGGCAGCAGAGUGGAGCAGGGGUGAAGAGCCUCUGCUCUGGUCCAUCAGUAUGUGUUUUGGAGAAUCAAAAUGCCCCACCACACUUGAUAGCCCUCUGCUCUUCUCUCAACCUGGUGCCCCUGAUUCCUCAUGGUCUACAAAUGGAUUUAUUUUAAACUGGAUUUCUUGCUUUUCUUAGAGAAACCAGUAUGAAAUAAGAACAUUUCCAUUCUUACUGAUAUUUUCAA